This is a messenger RNA of Synchiropus splendidus (mandarinfish), 6478 nucleotides long. RefSeq names its product transcription factor 4-like. Gene Ontology annotation, biological process: regulation of transcription by RNA polymerase II. The transcript is spliced from 21 exons. Gene Ontology annotation, molecular function: protein dimerization activity; RNA polymerase II cis-regulatory region sequence-specific DNA binding; DNA-binding transcription factor activity, RNA polymerase II-specific. Gene Ontology annotation, cellular component: transcription regulator complex. Bases 366 to 2435 code for a protein of 689 amino acids. The record is from RefSeq and is a predicted model, not a curated record. NCBI's taxonomy places the organism in Eukaryota, Metazoa, Chordata, Actinopteri, Syngnathiformes, Callionymidae.
CUGCCGCUUUAUUAUUUAUACCGUGUGUGUGUGUGUGUGUGCGCCCGCCCGCGUGUGUGUGUGUGUGUGUAGACGCGCGCGCGCCUUGACAGUCAGCCGCCACGGACUAACUGCGUCUUAGCGCGGAGAGGUCGGACUUCUGGCUGGAGGAAAACACAAAAAAACCGCUUCCGUCCUGCCGAACCCUUUUACUUUUUUUUGUUCCGAAACAGAACCGGGGACAAGCCGCAUGUUCCGUGGAUGAUGAAAGAAAAUUAGAGAUUUGUGAUCGUGGAUUUGAGUGGAUUUAUCUCUCUGUGGAGGAGAAGAGAGAGCCGGAGCUGAGCGGUGUGAGACACAGCUGAGGUCCGUGUGAUUUUGCUAUCAUGCAUCAUCAGCAGCGGAUGGCAGCUUUGGGAACAGACAAGGAACUCAGUGACUUACUGGACUUCAGCGCGAUGCGAAACAGCGAUUUGAAAAUGUUCCCAACAUCCAUGAUGUUUUCCCCUCCUGUUAGCAGUGGAAAGAACGGACCGACCUCCCUGGGGAGCGGACAUUUCUCCGGCUCAAAUAUGGAGGAGAGGACAGGUGGAGGUUCAUGGGUCGGAGGAAGCCGCUCCUCGAAGAGUUACGCAGACGGACCUCAGUACAUGGCCUCACACGAGAGCCUCUCGCCUCCGUACAACAACUCCAGGCUCACAGGGAAAACAGAGAGGAGUCCUUACUCUUACGGGAGGGAACCCAACCCUCACUGCCACCAGUCAAUACUGGGAGGGGAGAUGGGUUUGGGAAGUCCAGGCGCAGCGUCACCCACCAAGUCGGCAAGCCAGUACUACCAGCACUACAGCGCAAACCCGCGGAGGAGAACGCUGCAUAUGGAUUCCGCCGAAAUCCACACGAAAAAAGUCCGAAAGGUUCCUCCUGGUUUGCCGUCGUCGGUUUACGCUCCAUCUGCCAGUACAGCGGACUACAAUAGGGACUCGCCGGGAUACCCGUCCUCUAAGCCCCCUAGUGCCGGUUUCCCAAGUUCCUUCUUCAUGCCAGAUGGUCACCACAGUGGGGAUCCCUGGAGCAGCAGCAGCAGUAGUAUGAGCCAGCAAGGUUACCACGGCAGCAUGUUGGGGAGCAGCAACUCCUCGCACGGUCCCUCACAAGGCUCCUCCUACUGUGGGAUUCACCCUCACGACAGAUUGCAGAACUAUCCUCCACACUCAUCAGCGGACAUUAACUCCAGCCUUCCUCCCAUGUCCAGUUUCCACCGAGGCACUGGCAACUCCGGUGGCUCCAAUCACUACAGCACAGCGUCGUGUACGGCCUCCACUAACGGCACAGAUAGCGUCAUGGCAAACAGAGCGCAGAGUGGAGCAGCCAGCAGCUCUCAGACAGGAGAUGCCUUAGGGAAAGCACUUGCAUCGAUCUACUCACCAGACCACACAAACAACAGCUACUCGUCAAACCCCUCCACCCCCGUCGGCUCACCACCAUCCCUGACAGCUGCCAGUUCGGCUGUCUGGUCCAGAAAUGGUGGUCAAGGAGCUUCAUCGCCAAAUUACGAGGCGCCACUUCACUCUCUGCAAAGCCGCAUUGAAGAUCGUCUGGAGCGAUUAGACGACGCCAUUCAUGUAUUGAGAAGUCAUGCCGUGGGACCUUCGCCAGGCAUGUCCAGCGGGCACAGUGACAUGCACAGUCUCAUCGGGGCAGCACAUACGCACAAUGGUGCCAUUGGAGCUUUGGGGAGUGGGUACGGCUCAGGACUGCUUUCAAGCAACAGACACUCGCUCAUGCACAGAGAAGACGGCGGCGUGGGGGGAUUACGUGGGGGACACUCGAUGGGCAGCCAAGUUUCGGGGCCUCAGCUGGCCGUCCAGUCAGCCACAUCUCCAGACCUCAGCCAGCCAGACCCUUACCGUGCUCUAUCUGGAGGCCUUCAGGGCCAGAGCACUUCCUCGGUCAGCUCCGAGAUCAAGUCUGAAGACGAGGGCGACGAGAACCUCCUGCAGGAUACGAAGCCACUGGACCCGAAGAAGGAGGACUUGGACAGCAAGGAUCUCAAAUCUAUUGAUAGGUCAAGAUCUAGCAACAACGAUGAUGAGGACCUGUCGCCUGAGCAGAAGAUGGAGCGUGAGAGGGAGCGGCGGAUGGCCAACAACGCUCGGGAGCGCCUCCGGGUCCGCGACAUUAACGAGGCGUUCAAGGAACUAGGCCGGAUGGUUCAGCUGCACCUGAAGAGCGACAAACCACAGACCAAGUUACUGAUCCUGCACCAGGCCGUCGCUGUCAUCCUCAGCCUGGAGCAACAAGUCAGAGAGAGAAACCUGAAUCCCAAAGCAGCCUGUCUGAAGCGCCGCGAGGAGGAGAAGGUGACUGUGACAUCUGACGGGACACCACUCUCACUGGCCGCUGCGCACCACGCUGCCGCCAUGGCUGAUGGUUCAAAUCCCAUGGGACAAAUGUAAAACGCAGCAACAUCUCCUCCCCCCGAAUGGUCCAAGGUGCCAGAGUUCCUCAAGAUGAUGAGUGACCACUUCCUCUGACCACGUCUCCAUGAUAGCUGGGCGGUCGACUUGUCGCCGCCGCAAGCUUGACCGAUCCAAUUCUGUGGAGUUUUGCGCCGACCAAUCAGAGCCGACCAGCGGCUCUUCUUCCUCUUCUUCUCCUGUCCAGAAACAGAAAGUCACUUUGCUUUUCUGAGCUCCGGCAGACAAACUUUGAACAGACUUUGUGGUGACACCUGGAGAGUUUUAUCUUGCAGUGAAAUGGACGAAAACUUUUGUAUAAUUAAUCAGCAUUCCCACGCCGAAGGGUGAAUAUGACAGGGGGGCAGUGAGAAGGGUCAGAAACAUGGAGGGUCCAUGAAUGAACUACACAUAUCAUAAAGAGGUGACAGAGAUUUACUGCGUAUUUGUGGAUGAAGCUGUGCAUUAUCACCUAAGAAAACCAGUCAGUCAGAGCCGAUGCGGUCCAAAGUCACUGCAUCACAAAAAAUCUGAUUCCAUAAUGAUCAAGUAAGCCACAAAAACAAACUUGAGAAGACACAUAAUCCACAACAGUUAAAGAUCGUUCAGACAUUAAUGUCAGCCUCCAGCACACAUCUUCAGCUCAAAGAUAAUCAUCUCAGUCAGUGAAUCCAGGGGGACACACAUUCACCUGUGUGUUAUAAAAUAGUUCCAGUUCCACCUGAAGCACAUUCCAUCUGUGAGUACGCAGCUCUCCUGCCGUCCAAUGGGGCAGUUUAGACCAAGUGGACCAAGUUUUACAGGAAGUGCGUGAAUGGAGGUGGGAGGUGGUUGGUGAUUCCCAUGGGAAGGGCUUUUCUUCUGUUGGUGCGGGUGCUUUAUGACUUUUGCUAGUGGAUUUCCCACCUAGCGCUGCGAAAGUCUACAGGUCUUUCAGCCACUAUGAGUGGUGUCACUUCGGCAACACGUCACGUUAGCGGAGAGAAUUCAGCGGUGAACUGAGCGGUGACCUUGGUCUCACAUCUAAGGAAGCCACACACACAACUAGAAUUGGAUUCUUUUUCUCUCCUUCCCAACCAAGGACUCUAAACACCCGGUUACUGUAACUCUUUAGAUUAUCCUGAUGUCCUGGGUGUGUUCACAGUCAAUACAUUCCAAUAAUCAUCCCGGAAAACUGUUCCGGCGUACGUACACGUUUAAUAUGUGGGAAGAACCGAUCGCCCCCGACUUAAACAGUGACGUGGAACAGAAUGCAGCCAUUCGAGAAGUAAUCCAACAGAGAAACAGAAGCAAAGGGGGAAUUGAUGAUAAUAAGUCAAGUUUUUAAGCAAAUCUCAUUCAAAUCUGCAGCCGUCCUCACCCAGUCCAUUCCUUCAGGUAUCCGGGUCGCAUACACAAACCUUAGUUCCGUGAGCAGAUGUGUUCCUGUUUUAUUAUUAGUUAUUAUCGUGUUUCUUUCAAGACGCUUCUGUUAAAAUAAACAAAAAAACAUAAACAACAUAAAACCACCAUCCUCAGGUGCACUUCCAUGCUGUAUGUUUUUAAUCGUCAUGUGUGGCAUCUCUGACAAAAAAAAAAUGUUUUCCAUUUUGAAAAUAAAUGCAGCCCCCUGUUAAAGCGGUCAUCGGAUCAGUGGCUGAUUUGUAGAAGCUGGUUAAGAAGCAUAAAUGUUUUAGCCGAUCAAUGACAUAGUUGUGAGAGAAAAUGAGAUCAACAUCGCCAUCUAUCAGCAGCUAAAACCGAGAACCCAAUCCGGUCCAGCUGCGGGCUAUAUAGCCACAUAAAUAAAUGUAUUUGUCAUAAGAGAAAGGUGUCAUAGUUUGACUGACAUAGUUGUUGAUAACGUAUAUGUGUAAAGAUACAAGUCAAAAAUUACUUAAAUCUAUUUGGUGACAUAAAAAGCAAUCAUCAAGAGUUGUAAAUUGUAAAUAUAUAUAUUGAAUAUAUAUAUUUACAGAAACAUAAUCCUCUCUAUUGCCAAGUUAAUAUGCAGAAGAAUUUGACAAGGGACAACUAAAAAGUCUAAACUAAAAUGAAAAAAUAAAAUUGGCAAGACAAGAGAGAUAUUUUUCACUUGAGUCUACCAGCUGUAGCAGCUUCACAGGAGCCAUUGCCCAGGUCCAUUAUGUGAAAGAAUGGUAAACAUGCCCACUAUGAAAUGUGCCCUACAUUCCCUGCCUGGCCUGACUGUGUGAUAACACAGUGACAGUGUUGCCAAGUGAUGACACCCACUCCAUUCCAAACCUGUAAAGUGAAGCUCUACUCCUCCUCAUUCACCCCCCCUCUCCAGCAGCCCCACAGAUGCAAUUGUACCCGUCACUCUCGUACCAAUGUGCCUUUUUUAGAGUUCAUAUCACGGGAGUCGCCAGAGGAGGACACCUGGUCUUUAAUAGGAUGCAAGCUGGACCCGGUUCUUAGAGGUUAGGUUCUAUGCAGUCAGUUUUUUACCAGACCUGGGAAUUUCAAAAAAAGAUAAAAUGGAAAAAAGUAUUUUUUUGGAUUAAAACUGUAUUUAAUGUACUGUAAUGUACUUCUAUGUAAAGUAGACUGCGUGUUUUGGCUUUGCGCUGACAGGACAGGCCCUGGCCAGCUUCUUCCUGCCCCUCUGAAUCCCCCAAAACUCUGCUCCUGUUUCAUCAGUGAACAACACGUCUCUUCUUGUAAUAUAGCUUAUCGGCUUUUUAUCAAUAUUUGAGCGGCUUGUCGGAAAGCCAGUGUAGUCUCAGUAUGGAGUGUGUAGUUGUACGUUGUAAAACGAUUUUGCUUUCUCCUUUUUAAAGAAAAAUGUCAUUUCUCUGAUUCAUUUGAACCUUUGCUUCUGGUUUGUACGUCGAAGAAAGAAAAAAAUUAAAACAAAAGUCUGUUAUUGUUUGACAGGAGACUGGAACAGAAUUUAUUUGAAGAAAUUAAUCUAUAUAUAAGUGUACAAAAAUAUAGUGGAUAUAUUAGAAGGGUUCCAUUUUUUUAUUUUUCUCUUUUUGCUUGGAGAGGAAUAAUUUUCUACACAACUGGACUGGUAGAAGAUGUCGUUGCCCCCGAGCAAAUAAAAUGUCUGCAGACAGGUCCUCUGUUGCCGUGACAACACUCUUGAGAUCUUUAAACUGAGACAAACAUGGAACUGGAUACUAAAAUCUGUCUUCAACAUGAACAUUUGUAAAUUGUAUGCAACAAACUUUACCAUUAUUUUAAAAUUGUGUAUGUAAAAGUUAUAUUUUUACAUGUAGACUGUUUUGUGUUUUAGAUAUGUAUCGUUCAUUUGUUUUUUUUUAUUUUAUUUUGAGAAAAAAAGGUAACAUUCAGUGUGUGUUUUUUUUAAGUGUCACAUUGAAACUGUAACAACUUUGAAAAUGAAGAAAUCUUUUUUUCCCUGUUGAUAAAUGUGGAACAAUGGUGUUCAUUUUUGGAGGAAGGGGAGCUGAAGCCCCUUCAUCUCUCUGCCCCUCAUGACGUUUGCGUCUUCAUCGUAGUUUUUAUUUGCAGACAAAUGUGUAAAUAGACUUGUGAGGACAGAACAAGUGGAAGAUUCUUGUGAGGUCAUUUUUGUUGUGUGGGUGAUGUUGCACAGUGCCAACUCCUCAUGUCCGUGGUGCUCAGUGCUGUGUGCUGCCUGCUCUCACCACCGGGGGCACUAAUGGGAUUUAUUCUCAAAUUGAAACUGCGCACACAAGAAUUCUUGUUAAAGGGAAGGUUUCUGUCAUGAGAAACACUAUGGAUGGUUUUCUAAUUAGUUUAGUUUCGGAGUGUCUGGUGGAAAAUAAGUCAAUUGCAUCGCCCCCUGUUGGCAGUAUCUGUAUUAUUAAUGUGAAUACUAUGUUGGACCAUUGGCACUCGGAAAUUUUUUAAGUGAUUGGUUGAACAUAAAUGAGAAGAUUGUCAGCAAACAAUCACACCAGCUAUUUCCCCAAAAAUGUAUCGGACCAUGUGCAAAAGUGUUUGUGUUUGACAUUUCCAUGGAGCUUGUAGCUGAAAAGCUAUGUGAGUGGGACCUGGUGUAAACACGAGGACUGAACCUGUCUGAUUUAUAAUAAAUGGGUUGUUCUGUU